CGGCUGUGGUCGACAUGAGUGGCUUCGGGUUGCUUUUUCGAGUGGGGCGCGCGGCUCUCCCCUGGGGGGUCAGGCAGCUCCGCACCGGCUGCCCUCGUCCCGCCUUCGCCAAAGAGCUUUUCAUGGGGAGGAUGCGGAAGUACUUCAUGUAUUUUCUAAAGGAGAAAAGUGGAUAUCCUAAUUUUAUUUGCAAGGACGAUACCAGGAUUGAGAGGAAGAGCAGUGUCAUAUGAAUCUAGCUAAUGUUUGCCUGGCUUCAUCACUUUGUCCUUUUAGGUGCCAGGAAGAGGUUUUUCCUUUUCCUGAGAUUAGCAAUGAAGAAUUGGAGGAGAUCAAUCAGUUUGUAGGACCAGUAGAAAAAUUCUUCAAUGAAGAAGUGGAUUCAAAAAAAAUUGACCAAGAUGCUAAAAUUCCGCACGAAACCCUUAAUGGACUGAAGAACCUGGGGCUCUUUGGCAUACAGAUUCCAGAAGAAUAUGGUGGCCUUGGACUUUCAAAUACUAUGUAUGCACGUUUAGGAGAAAUCACUUCUCAAGAUGGAGCCAUUGCAGUAACUUUGGCAGCUCAUCAAGCUAUAGGACUAAAGGGAAUCCUUAUUGCAGGCACUGAAGAACAAAAGAAAAAGUACCUACCAAAGCUAGCAUCUGGGGAACAUAUUGCUGCAUUUUGUCUCACAGAACCAGGAAGUGGAAGUGAUGCCGCAUCCAUCCAGAGUAGAGCUACAUUGAGUGAAGAUAAGAAAAGUUUCUUGCUAAAUGGUUCAAAGAUAUGGAUAUCAAAUGGUGGUAUUGCGGAUAUUUUUACCGUGUUUGCAAGGACUGAAAUCGUUGACAAAGAUGGUGCUGUAAAAGACAAAAUUACUGCUUUCAUUGUUGAAAGAGCUUUUGGUGGAAUCACUAAUGGAAAGCCAGAGGACAAGCUGGGCAUUCGGGGAUCUAAUACUUGUGAAGUGCAUUUUGAAAAUACAAAAGUCCCUAUAGAGAAUGUUAUUGGAGAAAUAGGAGGGGGAUUUAAGAUUGCUAUGAAUAUUCUCAACAGUGGAAGAUUUAGCAUGGGCAGUGCAUCUGCUGGAGUGCUCAAAAAACUGAUAGAAAUGACAGCAGAAUAUGCUUGUACAAGAAAACAGUUUGAUAAGAAGCUGAGUGAAUUUGGAUUAAUUCAGGAAAAGUUUGCCCUUAUGGCUCGGAAAGCAUAUGUAAUGGAGAGCAUGGCCUACCUCACUGCAGGGAUGAUGGACAGACCAGGGGUUCCCGAUUGUUCAGUUGAAGCAGCCAUGGUUAAAGUGUUUAGUUCUGAAGGUGCAUGGACUUGUGUGAGUGAAGCCUUACAAAUUCUUGGAGGCCUUGGUUACAUGACAGAUUAUCCAUAUGAACGCUAUCUCCGGGAUUGCAGAAUACUUCUGAUUUUUGAGGGAACAAAUGAAAUUCUACGAAUGUAUAUUGCUUUGACAGGAAUGCAGUAUGCAGGCAAAAUAUUAACUGACAAAAUAAAGGAAAUCAAGAAGGGAAAUGUGGGCGUGGCAUUGGCUUUGUUUGCAAACAACAUACGUGAUGCCAUUGGCCGAAAAGUAGAUUUAGGACUAGUUGGUAAACAUGGAGUGGUGCAUCCCAGUCUAGAAGAAAGUGCCAAGAAACUCGAACAAAAUGUGUAUUAUUUCGGAGUUACAGUAGAAAGCUUGCUGAAGAGGUUUGGCAAGACUAUUGUGGAUGAGCAGCUGGUUCUUAAGAGAGUGGCAGACAUCCUCAUUAAUCUGUAUGCAAUGACAGCCGUGAUUUCCAGAGCUAGCCGAUCUAUCAGUAUUGGUUUGCGCAAUCAUGAUCAUGAGGUGCUGCUUGCCAAUAUUUUCUGCACUGAAGCUGCUUUCAAGAAUAACUAUGCACUGGCAGAGUUAGCAAAAUUUGCUCCUGAAAACAUGGAUGACAGUAUUAAAAAAGUGGCAAAGCAGGUGCUGGAAAAAAGAACAUAUAUCUGUUCCCACCCACUUGAAAGAACGUUCUGAAGGCUUCAACAUGGUCACUAAAAGUGCAAUCUGAAGUGUUGCUGCUUUGCCUACAGGGGGCCAAAUACCUCACAGUGCAAGUGAAUGUAAACAAAGCAAUCUUCAGUUUUUCAGUCAGCCAUGAGACAAAAUGUAUGACCAACAGUCAGCAUGCUAACAAAUGUAUUCAGCAGCAGCAAAUUUUUAUAAAAUAAAAAUUAUUCAAUUUAAGUGCCUGAACCCAACUAAAAAUCUCAAGAGAUCUAGGCCAGACCCUAGACUCGGAGUGGGGAGUGCUGUCCCACUAUCUUUCACUUCAAAACCCCAGCAUUGUGUUUUUCAAUACCAUGCAUAAAGAGGCUGCCUUACACUGGCCCAGCCCGUGGAGCUCAGUAGUGUCUUCCUGGUGGCAAUGGCUCUCCAAGGUUUCAGGCAGGAGUCCUUUCCAGUCCUACCCGAAGAUGCUAGGUAUGCUUGGAGAUGCAUUUCAUGCAGAAAGUCCUGUCACUGAGCCACAGCUCCAUCCCCAGCUAGACAGGUCUACUGAAAUGCAUGGAAAUUUCCAUCUCAAGCAAACCCUACUUUUUGUCUGUCCUAAACAGUCUCAUUGGCGCAGUCCUGAUUUUAGUGUUGAGAUGAAGACAAACUGUACUCUCACCUAUUCACACCUCCUACUGUGCAUGAUUUUAUAAACCUCUACCAAUUCUCCCCUUAAUCACCUUUAAUUUAAAAAUCCAACCAAAAGUGCAUAUAGUAUUCUGUCCCUAGAACUCACUAUUUAACUUUAGAAAUGGUCACAUCAGGUUUCCACAGUGACUUUGCUCACAAGUCUAUUGCAGCACAGGAAGUGGAUCACUGGAUGUUAUAUCUACAUGAUCACUUGAGGUUACAUCACAACCAGAUGUUCACUCUCAGAUUACCUGUUUAUUCUGCUGUUUGAUUCAAGGGCCAUUUUCGUGAAGGCCACCUCUUGUAGUGAAAUGAAUUACUUCUUGUAAAUAAUCUGGAAAAUAGAAUAGGCUCUUUACUGGAAACAAACUCCUGACAUUUACUUAGGCUCACUCUCUUACUAUUAUUUAUACAGGUGACCCUCAUUAUCUGUGGGUCAUGGUUUCACAUAUCUGUGGUUUGGUCUUAGAGAUGUAGUUUCUUUAUUUGCAGGUAGAAAAAAAUCACUUAUAUGUGUUUUUUACCCGGAAAUGACUUCUGAUGUCAUCUCUGGCCACCAUUUUACAGUGGAGAGCCAUUUUGUGGCUCUCUUUAAAAAAAAAAAACACAAAAAAAACCGCUGGUAAAUAUUUGACUGGGUUUGGGGGCAUUGCUAGAGACCUGAAUAAUAAAGUACAGUGCUUUUCUCCUUA
Messenger RNA from Hemicordylus capensis (graceful crag lizard), 3339 nucleotides. RefSeq names its product acyl-CoA dehydrogenase family member 9 (gene ACAD9). Gene Ontology annotation, molecular function: flavin adenine dinucleotide binding; acyl-CoA dehydrogenase activity. Bases 230 to 1999 code for a protein of 589 amino acids. NCBI's taxonomy places the organism in Eukaryota, Metazoa, Chordata, Lepidosauria, Squamata, Cordylidae. The record is from RefSeq and is a predicted model, not a curated record. The transcript is spliced from 19 exons.